AUGGAUGUUGAUUGUCCGAUAGUCAGUUUAAAACGAUCAAGCAGUGCGCCUAUGAUUAAUGAGAUCAGUGCCACAAUGUCUGUUACCUCACCCUCUACUUCUGCACCAAGAAAUGCUGUAUCAACAUUUAAUGUAUUUGCCAAUUCACCUCGUCUACGACGAUUCAGCACUAGUAGUCCUUGUAGUAUACCACGUUUAACGCCAAGAGUUAGCCAAUUAAGGCAAGAAGAAUGUAUAGAUGUUGCUGGUCGUGAAGCUGCGCAUGAAAAGGAAAUUCACAGUGCAAUGCAAAUAUCUCAAUCAUGGGAAGAUCUUACCCUAGAAGCAGAAGGCUUAUCAUUUAAGGAUUCAGAAUCUCCUUCUCAUCUCAAUAGAGCAGAACGACAAAUAGCAAAAAGGAUAUUAGAUCCGCUCAGUUUAAAUUUAUCCGUGAAUGGUCCACCAUUGUGUUCAUCACCAUCACCUACAAGAUCGGGAUUAAAUCAACGACAGUGUUAUUCUCCUGGUAUUCAUAUGGUUAAUUGGAAGAAUAAUUUGUCACCUAGUCCAACGAGAAAGGCUUUUGCUACAAGGCGUAGUCUAAGUCCAAUAAGGCCAAGCUGUUUAGGACCUGUUAAACGAAAAUUUGAAUUAGAUGAUACUGGUGUAGAUCAUCAUUUGUAUCCUCCAGCCAAACGUACAUCUGGUUCUAUAACACAAAGUGCAUUCAGAUUAGAUACAAUAUCCAGUCCACUUUCUGGUACCAUUAGUUCUGUUGGAACUCCUGAAUCAAUAUCUAGUGCAGAUUCGCCAAGUUUUUCCUUUCAACAAGUGGAUAGUCCUUCGCCAGUUUGUAUUGGUCCUAAUACCGAUGAUAUAUUGAAUGAAACAAGCAUGCAAGCUGAAACAAUAGACCAAAUUCAAACAGAUAAAAUUAGUCAAGGUAAUGAAAGAUGAAUAUAAACAUCUAAAAAUUGAUGAUUCACGACGUGUCAUAUUAUCUCUUGUUGUAUGAUGUAUUGUAAUACUGACUUGAAAUAGUUGUAUUAGUAUUUCUUGCAUUACCAUAAUCAAGGGGAAUUUUGUGCUGAUUCUCAUAUACUAAAAUUAUAGCAGCUACAAAUGAGAGUACCUGCUUUAACUAUGUUCCUGUAAAUAGGAAGGAACUAAAAUUAUUCUAAACACAUGAUUAAAGUAAUGAAAAAAAAAAUAUUGAAUAAUUAUUAUAUAUAUAGAUUGGAAUGUUUUCAAUGUUUUUCAAUUUUAGUACAAUAUCAAGUAUAUCUUAGUGAAAAAGAUUUCUUCAUAUUUUUGAAAGACAUUGUUUUACAAAUGUAAUAUGAUAAUAGGUAUAUAAAUAUUUAGUGUUACUUAUGGUAUUGUUUUUCGUCUAUGAAUUACACAUGUGCCACUUUAUGCUAUCCAAAUAUCAACUUGUAUUAACAGCUCUGAUGCUCUUAUGAAUCAUUAUUAAUAGCAUAUAAUUGCUGAAUUAUUCUAAUCAUGUUAAUUAUCUAUUCAGUAAUAUCUACAAUUUAUUUGUAUGUAAUAUUGAAAUUACAUUAAUUGCACAGAUUGUUUUAUCUCUGUUUUUAAAUUUGUUAGCCUUGUUGCCAUGUUAUGAACCAAAUUUCAAUAGACUUACAUUAGCUAUGGUAAUGCCAUUGUGGUUAGUAAAAAAUGAGAUAGCUUCAAGUAAUAAUUGUAAUACAUGGAGUG
Messenger RNA from Vespa mandarinia (Asian giant hornet), 1698 nucleotides. Its product is annotated as P2R1A-PPP2R2A-interacting phosphatase regulator 1. The record is from RefSeq and is a predicted model, not a curated record. Lineage: Eukaryota; Metazoa; Arthropoda; Insecta; Hymenoptera; Vespidae. Gene Ontology annotation, molecular function: protein serine/threonine phosphatase inhibitor activity.